Molecule: messenger RNA, 1539 nt
Organism: Venustampulla echinocandica
Lineage: Eukaryota; Fungi; Ascomycota; Leotiomycetes; Helotiales; Pleuroascaceae
Product: putative Cysteine proteinase 1, mitochondrial
Exons: 2
Coding region: 1-1539 (512 amino acids)
Biological process (GO): proteolysis; L-homocysteine catabolic process; response to toxic substance
Cellular component (GO): cytoplasm
Molecular function (GO): cysteine-type aminopeptidase activity
Source: RefSeq, a predicted model, not a curated record
AUGGGAGCAAGUCAAUCGAAAACACCGAUCGCCAAUGAGAAGCUGCUAAUCGAGCGACUUCGGGCUUUGCAGCUCAAGGACGAUGCCCAGGAUCGCGAUCAAGCUGAUAGCGACUACGUCCACCUCACCGAGAAGGAUGUUGCGCGAUAUUCAGGGAGUACUCACUCUAGGGCUCCAUGGACCAGUUUGACAACUUCUGAUAUCGCUCACUGGGAGCACGAGCUUCUGCAGGACUCUAAGAACAGGCUGGCACUCUGUGCCCUUACCUCCUCAAGCCCCAGGGAAGUCCUCUUAUCUCGAGCUACUGUGAUCAAAGACCAGCAAGUCUUCUCGGUCAAGAUUCCCUUCGAAGGGGCACCGAUUACCAACCAGCGAUCAUCGGGGCGAUGUUGGCUUUUCGCAUCCACGAACGUGUUUCGAGUCGCGCUCAUGAAGCGUCACGAUCUUGACAAAUUCGAGCUCUCACAAGCCUACCUCUUCUUCUACGACAAGCUCGAAAAGGCGAACUUUUACCUGGAGCAGAUUGUCGAUACUGCCGGUGAAGAUCUUGAUACUCGACUUGUGCAGACGCUGAUGAGCGACCCGGUCAGCGAUGGCGGACAAUGGGAUAUGGUGUAUAAUCUAGUCAACAAAUACGGUCUCCUUCCGCAAGCUUUAUACACAGAUAGCUUUAACGCACAAAAUACGGGGGCUAUCAACAGCUUGAUCACAACCAAGCUUCGAGAAGACGGACUUAAACUCCGAGAAAUGGCAACAUCUGGGGUCUCAGAGAAGGGAAUCAUAGCUGCGAAGGAAAAGAUGCUGCGUGAGAUUCAUCUCAUCCUGACGCUUACCCUUGGGCCGCCACCUGCACCAAAUGACGAAUUUACAUGGAGUUAUUUGGAUAAGAAUGGCGCAGCACAUCAAAUGAAGACGACGCCUUUGGCAUUUGCGAAAGAACUGGAGUCACCUAAAUCUAUACGCAUUACUAACUCCACCGUCCACGAUAUGUUUUCUCUAAUCAAUGACCCGCGAAACGAAUACGGGACUCUCCUCUCAGUCGAUAGGCUUGGAAAUAUUGUCGGAGGGCACGGCAUUCAAUACGUUAAUGUUUCGAUGGAUACCUUGAAGGGCGCUUGCAUCAAGAUGCUUCAAGCCGGUCUCCCAAUUUUCUUUGGGUGCGAUGUUGGAAAAUAUAGCAACUCGAAAUUCGGUAUAAUGGACACUGAUCUUAUCGACUACGAAUUAGGAUUCAAUGUUCAACUCGGCAUGUCAAAAGCGCAGAGAUUGAUGACUGGCGAGAGCCAAAUGACCCAUGCGAUGGUGCUUACAGCAGUACAUUUGGAUGAACAAGGUAAGAGUGUAAGAUGGAGGGUGCAGAAUAGUUGGGGCGAAGCUGCAGGCAGCGAGGGAUGGUUUGUUAUGAGUGAUAAGUGGAUGGAUCAGUUCGUUUACCAAGCUGUGGUUGAGCCUAGGUUUGUGGACAAGAGCAUAAGUGAUGUGCUGAAGACGAAGCCAAAGGUACUCCCGCUGUGGGAUCCUAUGGGCUCCUUAGCCUAA